CCAUGUUGAGUUUCUUACGCUUACUUAUGAUCUCUGUGACGAUCAAGCAGACCAUAUACAAUACGAGCACCUUAUAUGUCAUUAUGGCUUCCCUUCCAAGUAAGUUCUUAUUAAUUUGUUUUCCUUCUGCUGUGUUUGUGCGUGGAGCGUGGUGUUUAUGUAUGCUUGAAGUUGGAAUCUUGAGAACUUGGAGUAGGAGGAUUCAUUUCUAACUAGAGCGAUGGAGAGAGACAAGAAUCGGUUAAGGAACUGGUGCUUCAAAGGUGAACCGUUGGAUGGGUUCGAUUCCUAGAACUGUGCCGUUGCUUGCUGACUGUUUAACGGUCAUAUUAUCCAAAAAUAAUCUCUUGAGCCUUAAUCAAUUACAGCAAAUCCACUCUCAACUGCUUACCAAUGGUAAUCUCAGUUCCACUGCGCUACUCACCAGCUUCCUCGCUUCUUGUUAUCGUGUUCAGAAACGUCACAACCCGUUGCUUAUCUUGCAAACUUUGCCGAAUCCUGAUCCGUUGUUAUGGAAUUAUAUGGUUCGGGUUUCGUUAGAAUCCAACAACUUGCAAGAUUUUCUGUGUUUCUACAACGGGUUGCGAGGAAACAAUUUGGUUCCCAGUGUAAGCACGAUUUCUUUGAUCUUGCGUUCGUGUGCCAGUCUUUGUGCUACCCAGCUGGGGAAGUCAUUUCAUUCUCAGAUAAUGAAAAUGGGUUCAGUCCCUGAUGUGAUUUUGCUUACUGCGCUGCUUGAUUUCUAUGCAAAAGUUGGGGACUUGACAUCAGCGAAGCUGGUGUUUGUAGAAAUGCCUGAAAGAGACGUUGUGGCAAACAAUGCAAUGAUAUCAGCACUGAGUAAGCAUGGGUUCAUUGAGGCAGCUCAGAGUUUGUUUGAUGAUAUGCCAGAGCGGGACUCAUGCUCUUGGAAUUCCAUGAUAACUAGCUAUUGCAAGUUGGGCCAAACUGAUGUUGCCCGUUUGAUGUUUAACCGCAAUCCAGUUAAAAAUGUUGUAUCAUGGAAUGCAAUUAUUGAUGGAUAUUGUAAGUUGGGGCAGAUAAUGAAUGCUGAGGAAUUGUUUGUUCAGAUGGGAUCGAUUAAAAAUACUGUCACAUGGAACACCAUGAUUGCAGGGUACGUUCAAUCUAUGGAAUUCAGCAAAGCAAUAUCUGUUUUCCAGCAAAUGCAAGCUGAGAGAGUGGAGGCGACUGAAGUAACAAUGGCUAGCUUGUUAUCUGCAUGUGCUCAUCUUGGGGUUCUAGAACUGGGUGAACGGGUACAUGCUUAUAUAAGAAAGAAAAACUUAAGAGUUGAUGUUGUUUUAGGUAAUGCUCUUAUAGACAUGUACUGCAAGUGUGGGAGUAUAGAAGCUGCUCUCCGUGUCUUUCACGGGCUUCCUACCAAGAACAUUUUUUGCUGGAAUUCUAUUAUUAUUGGUUUGGGAAUUCAUGGUUAUGGCAGGGAAGCCAUUGAUGUUUUUGUUUCAAUGGAUAAAGACAAAGUGAAACCAGAUGGUGUCACCUUCAUUGGCCUCUUGUCAGGGUGUACCCAUUCAGGCUUAAUUGCUGAAGGUCGAGCAGGUCUUCUUGAGGAGGCACUGCAACUCAUAAAGGCCAUGCCCAUGAAGCCAAACUCAGUUGUGUGGGGAAGCCUACUCCAAGCAUGCCAGGUCCACGAAGAUAUUGAAUUUGGCAUGCAGGUAACUCAAUAUCUAUUUGAAUUGGACCCAAGUGAUGAAGGAAACUUUGUGUUCCUGUCCAACCUAUAUGCCUCGCUAAAUUGCUGGGAUGAUGUGAGUAUUUGCAGGAGGUUAAUGAUUGCCAGGGGCAUGCAGAAAACGCCUGGAUGCAGUUCGGUUGAGCUGGACAAUAUAGAACAUGAAUUUGUAGUAGAGGAAACUUCACCUCCGUGUAAAUCGCAUAAUUUAUUGCAUCUUUUUCUUAGUAAGACUGAAUGAAAUGGCAUUGGCCGAAGUGGAUGCAUCUUCUGUGCACCAUGACAUGGAUGAUGAGGAGAAAGAACGUAACAUUAGCUACCACUGCAACAGAGUGUAGCUGUUGCUUUGGGAUAAGGAAGACACUACUAGAAAGGAAAUUUGAGCGGUGACAAACCUCUGAACAUGUAGUGAUUGCAAUUCUGUACUAAACACAUUUAACGAAGACAUGAUUGAGCGAUCAAAAUAGUUUUCAUUAUUUCAGAUAUGUAUAUUGCACUUCUAAGGAUAACCUGUGACUGUUGGUUUAUUCUAAACUUUAGACCUCUUGUUUUGUUUACAACGGUCAUAUAGACUUGAUGCUUGUACUGGACCAGUUGGUGUUAUAUACCUGCAUUGGAUAACAGUUUGAAAUGGUAGUGACCAUGACCGAACAAGAGUACCUUCUCUAACAAGGUGGGAGCUAUGCAGGUGAGAGGGAGUUUGGAUACAGUUUUUUACAAUCUUGAUUAAGCAGUCCUCCUAAAGAAUUAAGACCUUUCUCCAUCCAAGAUUUCUUGCACUGCUGGGAAGUUCUGAACAUGAAAUUAUAACUGGAAGGGAGACUAUGGAUUCUCUUGGUGCUUUACUUCCCCAAAAGAAAAAUCUUCAAUUUGAUCCCUUCCUCAGCUGGUCUCAAGUAUGAAUUUGUUUAGGUCAACUAUGUUUCAUUCCCAGGACUGGUCAUAUUACUUUCUAAUUAAGUGAUACUCACGUUAAUAAGAGUAUGCAACUUAUGGAUUAGUUGAUAUGGAUGCUCAACAAAGAGACAGAUAGGUGGUGACUACACUGAGAUGAUUGUGUAGAUACAAUAAGCUGCAUUUUAAAAUAGUGGCCAAAGUUUCAGUAUAGAAGUUUUUCCUACAUUCAAGAGCUAUUGAUGUCAGCUCUGGUUGUUCACUAAUGAUGUUUCUGCUGCACUAUCAUAUCUAUUAUCGAAGAGUGUCCGGGCAUGUUGAGGCAAAUGUGGAAUAUAUGAUUUUCCACGGUUUAUAGAAAGAAUCAUCUUCAAUUCGUUAGGGAAAGAUGUAUCUUUUAGCCACCUAGUACAACCCCUGCGGAUUGCUCAAUUAUCUUAUAGCUAUGCCAUAAUCCAUUAGAUUUUCUUUAGGCAGUCAAUAUCCCAGACAAGUCUCAUGUCCAGGGUUUAAUAUGUGUAGACAUUUUAGACCCCUUCUGGAAUCUUUGCUCAAAUAAUUUACUGUAUAUUCUCCACACAAAAUAAAGGCAUGAAAAAUCCAUUUCUGC
Messenger RNA from Diospyros lotus (date-plum), 3203 nucleotides. RefSeq names its product pentatricopeptide repeat-containing protein At3g29230-like. Gene Ontology annotation, molecular function: RNA binding; protein binding. The record is from RefSeq and is a predicted model, not a curated record. Lineage: Eukaryota; Viridiplantae; Streptophyta; Magnoliopsida; Ericales; Ebenaceae. The transcript has 2 exons. Gene Ontology annotation, biological process: RNA modification. The coding region runs from base 276 to 1940 and encodes 554 amino acids.